UCCGAAAUCGGUAAAAGAGAACAGAAGCAACAAAUCUCUCCCAGCUAGGGCUUUUUUCCUUCAUUGCUCUUCAAAAACCUUCGCAACUACGAGAAUGGAUCGCGAUGCUACUGCAGAUGUCAAUGCUCCUCACUCCAUGGGGACAACAAUCAUCGGAGUUACUUACAACGGUGGCGUUAUUCUGGGCGCCGAUUCCCGGACCAGCACCGGGCUGUACGUGGCUAAUCGAGCGUCUGAUAAGAUCACACAGCUGACCGACAAUGUCUACAUCUGUCGUUCUGGAUCGGCUGCAGACUCUCAAAUUGUCUCGGAUUAUGUUAGAUAUUUUCUUCAUCAGCACACGAUUCAGCUGGGUCAACCUGCUACUGUGAAAGUUGCUGCAAACCUUGUUAGACUUUUAUCUUAUAACAACAAGAACAUGUUGCAAACGGGUAUAAUCGUUGGUGGUUGGGACAAAUAUGAAGGUGGAAAAAUAUAUGGAAUCCCACUUGGUGGAACAAUCCUUGAGCAGCCAUUUGCCAUUGGAGGAUCUGGGUCGAGCUAUUUGUACGGGUUCUUUGAUCAAGCAUGGAAGGAUAACAUGACCAAGGAAGAAGCCGAGCAACUGGUGGUUAAGGCUGUUUCACUUGCCAUUGCACGAGAUGGUGCUAGUGGUGGUGUUGUCCGCACUGUCAUUAUAAACUCGGAGGGGGUUACAAGGAACUUCUACCCUGGUGAUAAGCUUCCUUUGUGGCAUGAUGAGGUGGAGGCACAUGAUUCGUUGUUGGAUAUCUUGAAUGCUGCAAAUCCUGAGCCCAUGAGCACUUAGAAAACUUGUUUGGAAUUGCAAUUGAAUUGUUCUUAUGAUAGUAAUUACUACUUCUUCCUAAUGUACCUUUUGUACUCUUCGUUUUACAGAAUUUGGUUCUUUUGGUUUAAGGUUUUAUUACUUUGAGCUUUCA
This is a messenger RNA of Lactuca sativa (garden lettuce), 941 nucleotides long. RefSeq names its product N-terminal nucleophile aminohydrolases (Ntn hydrolases) superfamily protein (gene PBA1). Gene Ontology annotation, molecular function: threonine-type endopeptidase activity. Lineage: Eukaryota; Viridiplantae; Streptophyta; Magnoliopsida; Asterales; Asteraceae. The record is from RefSeq and is a predicted model, not a curated record. Gene Ontology annotation, cellular component: cytoplasm; proteasome core complex.